Molecule: messenger RNA, 3533 nt
Organism: Hemibagrus wyckioides
Lineage: Eukaryota; Metazoa; Chordata; Actinopteri; Siluriformes; Bagridae
Gene: senp8
Product: SUMO peptidase family member, NEDD8 specific
Exons: 3
Coding region: 988-1626 (212 amino acids)
Biological process (GO): proteolysis
Molecular function (GO): deNEDDylase activity; cysteine-type peptidase activity
Source: RefSeq, a predicted model, not a curated record
CGUAAAAUACGAUUGUUUUAUUUUUUUUCACGACAGUUUGUCCUUCUGCUCCAAUUUCCGUCUGUUCGUGGUGCAUUGGUAGCAAAAAAAAAAUAAGGUGCAGCUAUGACGCUAGGUUUUGCUGAUUGUUUCGACACUAAGAUCAAUACAAUGUAAUACAGUACAAUAUUACAGAGAGAGAGAGAGAGAGAGAGAGAGAGAGAGAGGUGAGGUCUAAUAGCUUUCUGAUCUGUGUUUCAUAUUCAUUCAUUCAUUCAUUCAUUUAUUCAUUUAUUCAUAUUCAGUAAGCACUUGAUCCUGAUCAGGGUCAUGGUGGAUCUGGAGAAAAGCCAGUCAAACUCAUUCACACAUUGGGUAAACUAGAGUGAAUUUACAUAGAGAAGCCAAUAGAAACCCACACAGAUAUAAGACAACCUGUGAAAACUCCAACCAGAAAGGAACCAGAGCUCAAACUGGGGAUAUUGAAGCUGGGAUGUGGCAACAUGCAUGACUCCCAGUGCCGUUUUGUGUUGAGUGCAAGUAAUAUUCCUACUUUUAGAUACACGAUAUUGCCAAAAGUAUGUUGUUUUUCAGGUGUUGGGCUCAGCCCCUUAGUUCCAGUGAAAGGAACUCUUAAUUCUUCAGCUUCAUACCAAGACAUUUUGGACAAUUUCAUGCUCCCAACUUUGUGGGAACAGUUUGGGGAUGACCGCUUCCUGUUCCAACAUGACUGCACACCAGUGCACAAAGCAAGGUCCAGAAAGACAUGGAUGAGUGAGUUUGGUGUGGAGGAACCCCAUAGAACCUUUGGGAAGAAUUAGAGCGGAGACUGUGAGCCAGGCCUUCUUGUCCAACAUCAGUGCCUGACCUCACAAAAUGCGCUUCUAGUGGAAUGGUCAAAAGUUCCCAUAAACACACUCCUAAACCUUGUGGAAAGCCUUCCCAGAAGAGUUGAAGCUGUUAUAGCUGCAAAGGUAACCCCGCCUUCCUGGUGUCACAUCCUCGGAGAUGGACCCUGUUGUUUUGAGUUAUCAGGACAGCUUGCUGAGGCGCUCGGACGUUUCCCUGCUGGAAGGCCCCCACUGGCUCAACGACCAAGUGAUCGGCUUUGCCUUCGAGUACUUCGCUGUGGAUCGCUUUAAGAGCCUGGGUGACGCCGUCUGCUUCAUCAGCCCCGAGGUCACCCAGUUCAUUAAGUGUGCAUCAUGCCAGGAAGAGCUAUCUGUCUUCUUAGAGCCACUGAGGCUAGUCUCACGUCGCUGGGUGUUUCUCGCCGUCAAUGAUAACUCCAACCAGGCGGCCGGCGGCUCACACUGGAGCCUGCUGCUUUACCAGCGUGACUCUGGUCAUUUCUCUCACUACGACUCGCAGAGCGGAGGCAAUGCCACACACGCUCGCCGCAUCGCCGCCAAGCUCCAGUCUUUCCUGGGCGCCGGGACUGACGUGACCUUUGUGGAAGAGCCAUGUCCCUCGCAGCAGAACAGCUACGACUGCGGCAUGUACGUCAUCUGUAUUGCCGAGGCUCUGUGCGAAAGCGCUCGAGUCGGAGGCCGCGCUCGGCUUCCGACGAACACCAUCACGCCCGCGUACAUCACCAGGAAGCGGACAGAGUGGCACUCGCUGAUCCGAAGACUCGCAAAGAACUAGAAUGACGUACAUCCUCUGACAUGUGGCUCAUAAACCAAGUCAGUACUUACAACGAUCCUAAUUCAGCCCAACAACCAGUUGGAGGUUUAAUCAGCAUGCGUUACUAAUUAGCGGCAACUCAACUGAGCAUGUGCUACGCUCAUUCUCUCACCAUUGAUCAGGGUUUACUGUAUUAUUGUUAGGUUAAGAAUAACACACUUGCAGUUAGAGGUAAAUAAUCAGCUUUGGGAGGAUACCAUGGAGCCGCAUCACCACACUCCCUCAUCGAUUAAUUUCACUGAACAGCACAUUCUGUAGUGUCUUUUCUUCUACCACAGAAAUUUGCCAAUGACUGAAAUUUGUUAUUGAUUAAAGAAUAACCCGUUGUGCUUUAAUAAUCUGCUUAUAGAUAACACUGUCCAUGGCAGAACAUCUCCUUAAACAACAUUACAGCAGCAGAAGGUUUUCUAUAUAUCAGUUUUCUAUAACAGCAACUAUGACAUCCAUUUCAGCUGUGACCUCAUCAACAGGAAGUGAUGGUUCAGUGGUCAAGAUAUUAAGAGUUCAAAUCUCACCACCACCAAGCUGCUACUGCUGGGCCAGCGAGCAAAACGAUUAACCCUUUACUGCUCAGUUGUAUAAGUGAGCUAAAUGUUAGUCACUUUGGAUAAAGGUGUGUGCCUGAAUGCCGUAAAUGUUUUUAACCACGCGCUCGUUCUGAUACGUUAUGGUUUCCAUAGUAACAGCACAUAGAUAAGCGGAUAUGCCACAUCUAAAGCCAGUAUAAAUUAAUUUUAAAACAUUUUCUUUUUAUGGUAUUAUGGUUUUUUAUGUUAUUAUUAUUAUUAUUAUUAUACAUUUUGUUGUACAUGCAUUUUUUAUAAUGGUGCCAAUUUUCUUUCAGACACAUUUAUUAAUUUUUAUUUUAUUAUAAUUUUUUUUAAAUAAAGGCAUUUUUAUUAUGGCGACAAUUUUUUCAAAGAUUUUUCUUAAUUUAGUUUUUUUAUUUAAACAAAAGCUUUCUAUAUUGUGCCAAUUAUUAUUAUUUUUUUAUUAUUUUUUUUUAACAAAGGUAUUUUUUUUUACUAUGGCUGCAAUUUUUUUCCAGAGACAUUUCGUUAUUUUUUUUAAAUCAAAGCUCUAACAAAUCAUUACAUUCACAGGACAGUGUUUUUGCAAUUUCCGGUUUCUCGGUCACGUAACGGUCAAAUUGUGGCAUUUUCUUUUGUCAUUAUUUUGUCUACUUCAAGAGAGAACACAGGGGAGACUGGUGAAGGAACGAGUGUCUAUAGCUGCUGUAGGAUGAGCGGCUAACAGGAAUCUUCUUUCACAGUUAUAAAGUUAAUGUAGCUGUAAAGUUAAAAAGUCUGGUGCGUUGUUUACUAAUUAGUUCAAAACUCUAUAUUGGCAAAUAUCUGUGGUACGAGCCGAAUAACACGCUUGGGGUCGUGCUGUUAUGGAGAAAUAAUCAUCUUCAGCGUGGAUAAUUCUGUACUUAAAGCUUACAUGUAUAGAGGGGUUCACCUAGGAACUCUUCCUCAUAGAAAAACCUUCUUGAUGUUCUUUUUUUUAUAAAAAUUUUAUUAAGAACGGUUUUCCCAGAAGAAGAACCAGCGCUUCAGCGGCACAUGUGACGUUUGUUUACAGACAAACUUGCUAGAUUUUCAGUUUAGACAAACAGGACACAAAGGUGCUAAUGUUUGUUUAACAAUCCACAAUAACGGCAAUGUGUGUGUGUAUCAUCAGAAUACACACACACACUCUCUCUCUGUCUGUCUCACACACACUCAUACACACGUCAGAGGAAACUUGAAAUCAAUUCAGCACAAGUGAAUGUAGAUGAGUGAGAUGAAUGUGAUUGCGACUUGUUUACGAGAUUUUCCGCUCAGGGUCAUUUAAAGCUGAAAAUAAACAAGAAAGAAUGUGAA